GCGGGGAAAGCGAAGCGUUUGUCGAUGAGUUUGAAGCUGCUGCAAGGAAAAGGGUUGGGGCUUAUCUGCCUCUGAAGUCAAGUUAGGCUCUCAGUCCAGGGAUGAUCCUCCGCGAAGGGCUGUGUCCUGGCCUCUCCGCUGAAAUGGUCCAGGCACUAAAAGCCAAUGGCAUCAAAACAGUGGUUGAUCUUGUCUCAUCGGAUCUGGAGGAAAUUGCCCAGAAGUAUUCCUUAUCGUACAAGACCUUAGUUGCAGUACGACGUGUGUUGCUGGUGCAGUUUUCCUCCUUCCCGGUCAAUGGGGCAGAUCUCUAUGAAGAGCUGAAGCACACCACAGCAAUCUUGUCUACUGGAAUUGAGAGCUUGGACAAGCUUCUUGACUCAGGUUUAUACACGGGGGAACUGACAGAACUUGUUGGAGCACCCAGUGCUGGCAAAACUCAGGUGUGCCUCACUGUAGCUGCAAAUGUAUCCCAUAGCCUCAAGCAGACUGUCCUGUACAUUGACUCCACUGGGGGUUUCACCGGUAUCCGUCUGCUGGAGCUGUUGAAUUGCCUGACUGAGGAUGAGGAGGAGCAGGCUGAGGCAUUGCGGAGGAUCCAGGUUUUUCAUGCAUUUGACGCCUACAAAAUGCUUGAUGUGCUGCAGGAAGUCCGCAGCUAUAUGGCCCAGCAGAUAUUCAGUACCUCUGGACCAGUGAAGCUUCUUAUUGUGGAUUCCGUUUCUGCUGUGAUUUGCCCUUUCUUGGGACUUCGGCAGCCUGAUGGCAUGGCCCUCAUGAUGCAUUUGGCUAGGGAGAUGAAAACACUUGCCAAAGAGUUUGGGAUCGCCAUCUUGUUGACAAAUCAUGUGACCAGAGAUACUAGUGGCGGUUUUAAACCAGCAUUGGGUCGCUCGUGGAGUUUCAUACCUAAUACUCGGCUGCUGCUGGAGAAGAGAAAAGACACUUCUGAGAAAGCAGGUCGAGUCGCAUCUUUGAUGAAAUCUUCUCGACAGCCUUUUGGGAUUCAGGCAGAAUUAGACCUGAGGAACUGGGAAGUGAGAAAAAGCAGUCCAAUGACAUCAGGAGAGGGACUGAACAAUAGAAUGGUGUGUCUUUCUGAUCCACAGUUGGUUUCCUGAAUAUGCAGAUCUGAAAGUGGAAAGAAUAGUUCAGUUUUUAGAGGAAUGGAAAAUAAAGACCAGUAUCAGCCUUCUCCAAACAGAUGUCUUCCGGAUUUAUUGGAUUUCAGCUCCCAGAAUCCCCAGAGAACAUGGCCUACAUAGCAGAGCUGAUUUGAAGUCAAAAACUUUUGGAGGAUACAGUUCCUUCUGUUGGAACACUCAUAUUGUGUUGGAUAAUUAAGAAAAUAUGCAUGUGGAUUAGCUAAAGUUAUGGCUCACUUUUUCAGCAGUUGCAACUUUUGUAGGUAAAUGUACAGUUUGUCAAUAAUAAAGGGACAUUGAAUGGAAUUGUUUAUCCAAGGGAGUCUCCAUGUUCUUCCCAGUAUUGGUACAAUGUAUUGACAUCCUGACCCUUGCUCUGUGAAAUGGACUAGUCAAAUGUAGGGGUUAUAUUGAUUUUGCUUAACAGAUCAAGGACGUUUGAUAUUAUAUUCUAUAAACAGGAGAAAAGGUAGAAUAUAAAUCAAACGAUUUCUCAGGGCUCUUGUAGACCUUUUUUAUCAGGUUGUUUGAUGAACCAGAAUGCUACUUUGGGCUGUUUGUAUCAGUGAUGAGUCCGGUGCCUUUAAGAUGUUUGAAACUUCAACUCAUAUUGGCCCCAGUCCACAUGGGCCACGGCAAGGGAUUGUGCAGGUUCUUGUCCAGGACACCUUAUUCCUGGUUUAUACAAUGGAAUUAUUUUUCAUACAGAAAUAUUAACGUACACAGUCUAAUAUACUUUCAGAUAAUGUAUAUUCU
This is a messenger RNA of Python bivittatus (Burmese python), 1901 nucleotides long. RefSeq names its product RAD51 paralog D (gene RAD51D). Gene Ontology annotation, biological process: DNA strand invasion; double-strand break repair via homologous recombination; reciprocal meiotic recombination. Gene Ontology annotation, molecular function: ATP-dependent DNA damage sensor activity; ATP binding; single-stranded DNA binding. Gene Ontology annotation, cellular component: replication fork; Rad51B-Rad51C-Rad51D-XRCC2 complex; microtubule organizing center. The record is from RefSeq and is a predicted model, not a curated record. NCBI's taxonomy places the organism in Eukaryota, Metazoa, Chordata, Lepidosauria, Squamata, Pythonidae.